Molecule: messenger RNA, 774 nt
Organism: Phaeoacremonium minimum UCRPA7
Lineage: Eukaryota; Fungi; Ascomycota; Sordariomycetes; Togniniales; Togniniaceae
Exons: 1
Coding region: 1-774 (257 amino acids)
Cellular component (GO): outer membrane
Source: RefSeq, a predicted model, not a curated record
AUGUCGGCAGCAGAUUACUACGGCCAGUCCGGCCAGCAAAGCUCCAACGCCCCGCCGCCGCCGCCGCCGAGCUACAGCCCGUACCCAUCACAGCCCUCCUACGCAUCGCCCUCACCACAGCCGCAGUACGGCGCACCUCCUCAGCCGUACUAUGCCGCUCCCCAACAGCCAAACUACUCCAGCCAGCAUCUCCAGCCCUACGGCCAGCAGAGCCCCUACGAGCGCCCGACCUCGGCGCACUCUGCCAACGUCCCCUAUGCCCCGCCCCCGCACUCCCCGAGCCCCUACGACCGUCCCGCCAGCGCCCAGAGCGACUAUGCGCAGCCGACAUAUGCCUCCCAGUCGCAGUCGCAGACGGACCAGUACAACCGCGGGCCAGAUGGCGCGCCCGGCGAAGACGGCGAGAGGGGCCUGAUGUCUAGCAUGAUCGGUGGCGGCGCGGGCGCCUUCCUCGGCAACAAGAUGGGCCACGGCAGCAAGCUCAAGAUGGCCCUCGGCGGCGUGGCUGGCGCUGUUGCUGCCAACAUGAUCGAGCACAAGAUUCAGGGCCACAACAAGCCCUCGCAUCACGGCGGCCACUCCAGCGGAGGCCUGCUGGGCGGCCUGCUGGGCGGUGGGCACGGCGGCUCACAUCACGGGUCGUCGAGCAGCUUCUUCGGGGGAGGCCAGCAGUAUGGGCCUCCUCCUCCGCAUCACGGGGGUGGCCACCAUCACCACGGACAUCACGGUGGCCACCAUGGGGGACACCACGGCGGCCAUCACGGAGGUUGGUAG